AUGCCAUAUUUGAAUAUUCCUAUUUCUUUUGAUAAAACCAAGAAUAUGGUGAAGAACUUGGGUCUUGACUACCAAAAGAUCGAUGCAUGUCGCAAUGACUGCAUGUUGUAUCGGAACGGGUAUGAGAAUGACUCAUCUUGUCAUGUCUGUGGAACAUCCCGUUAUAUUGAGCAUCAUGAAGAAGAGGAUGAUGUUACCUCAUCUAGAAAGCCUCGCAAAGUUGCUAUGAAAACUCUAAGGCAUUUCCAUUUGAUUCCCAGACUUCAACGGCUUUUCAUGUGCACAAGAACUGUCAAAGCUAUGUCUUGGCAUCACAAUGAGUGUGUUAAAGACGGGUCCUUAAGGCAUCCUGCCGAUGGUGAAUCUUGGAAAGCAUUUGACAAUCGACAUGAAGAUUUUGCAAAGGAGCCUCGUAAUGUGAGACUUGGAUUAGCAAGCGAUGGAUUCAAUCCAUUCCGAACUUUGAGCAGUAUACACAAAUUAAAAGAAUUAUGGGAGUCAGGUGUCGAAACAUAUGAUUCAAAAGAAAACAAAACAUUCAACAUGAGAGCAUGCCUUUUGUGGACAAUUAAUGACUUCCCUGCGUAUGCUAUGUUAUCUGGGUGGAGUACAAAGGGAAAAUUGGCUUGUCCAUGUUGUAAUGAUGAGACUUCUUCUAUCUAUCUGAAACAUAGUCACAAGACUGUUUAUAUGGAUCACCGAAGGUCUCCACCGCAGUUAUUAGAAGGUUCAGCUGUAUUUGAUAUAUUGCGAGAGGUAGAUAAUUCUUUUGGGAAGAAGCAAAAGAGAUCAAAGAAUGGCAUAUCAAAUUGGAAAAAAUGGUCAAUCUUUUUUGAUUUACCAUAUUGGAAGUCCAACAUGUUUAGACACAACCUUGAUGUCAUGCACAUAGAGAAGAAUAUAGUUGAUAGCAUAAUUGGAACUCUUUUAGAUAUUCCCGGAAAGACAAAAGAUCAUGCAGCUGCUCGUUUUGACCUUAAAGACAUGGGUAUCAGGAAAAACCUUCAACCAAAAGAUACGAAGGAUGGAAGAAAAACUAAGUUAUCAAAGGCAUGCUUUUCAAUGACUCUAGCAGAGAAAACAAUCUUUUGUAGUGUGUUGAAAGUGGCAAAAUUACCAGACGGUAGUGCUUUCAAUAUUGCUCGAUGUGUGCAUGAAACAGAAAAAAAGAUUUCCGGUUAUAAGACCCAUGAUGCUCAUUUCAUGUUGCAUUACUUGUUGCAAGUACCAAUCAAGAGCAUACUUCCUGACCAUGUUGCCAUCGCUCUAGUUCGAUUAUGUUCAUUUUUUCGCCGAAUAUGUCAAAAGGUAAUUAGCCUGGAUGAGGUAGUUAACUUAGAAGCAGAGAUUGCUGAGAUAUUAUGCCAAUUGGAGAGGAUUUUUCCUCCUAGCUUUUUUGACAUAAUGGUGCACUUGCCUAUUCAUUUGGCAAAUGAGGUGAGGUUAGGUGGUCCAAUUCAAUAUCGUUGGAUGUACCCUGUUGAACGGUUCCAUACCAGGCACCGUGAUGCGAGACGUAAAACUCAAAAUAGUGGUGUCACAUUAGAGGCAUUGACUCCUAGUUUUGCUAGUGUGAAAGAUAAGAACCCAAUUGAAGCAAAAGUAGCCUACUAUGGUAGAAUAGUUGAUAUGUUUGAGUUAGAUUAUUAUGGCCAAUUUAAGGUAGUCUUGUUUAAGUGUGAGUGGUAUACAGUUGCAAAAGACAACUUUGGUCUUUCAUAUGUGUAUUUCAAUAAAAAAUGCUACCAAGAAGAACCAUUUGUGCUGGCAUCUCAAGUAAACCAAUGCUUUUAUGUGCAAGACCCAUAUGUCAGUGACAAGCACUAUGUUAUGAAAACAAUUCCAAGAGAUUUAUUUAGGGUAAGUGAUGACCUUGAGUCUAAUUCCCCCAUAAUAUAUGCAAGGGAGCCAUGCGAACCUGAAGUGAUUCCAAGUCUUUCAAAUGAUAAUGGCAAAAUUGAUCUAGUUAGGAAUGAUCUACGAGCAACUAUUAUAGAUAUGGAUCUAAACAUGUUUGCCAAAUAA
This is a messenger RNA of Arachis duranensis, 2025 nucleotides long. RefSeq lists its product as uncharacterized. The transcript is spliced from 4 exons. Bases 1 to 2025 code for a protein of 674 amino acids. The record is from RefSeq and is a predicted model, not a curated record. Lineage: Eukaryota; Viridiplantae; Streptophyta; Magnoliopsida; Fabales; Fabaceae.